GAAGCGAGAGUCGCGAAGAAGGCGGCGGCGAUCCUCCAGACGGACCGGCAAGACCGUUGGGUGGUCGACGACCGCUACAAGCUCAGGAGCUGUCUUGGCCGAGGCGCAUAUGGGCAGGUUUGCGAGGCCUACGACCGAAAGGAGGAGCGCUCGGUAGCCAUCAAGAGGUCGUCGCUCGCGCAGUUCAACAAGCCGCAGGACCUCAAGCGCCUCCUGCGCGAG
This is a messenger RNA of Prorocentrum cordatum, 222 nucleotides long. The record is from the annotation of a GenBank genome assembly. NCBI's taxonomy places the organism in Eukaryota, Dinophyceae, Prorocentrales, Prorocentraceae.